AUGGCAAAGGCAUUGCCGUUACCUGCACUUAAUCCAUUUGAUGUUAAUGGUGACCAAACAAGUGUUUCCCAAAGGUGGGAUAAGUGGAAGAAAACCUUUGAAUUCUACAUAACGGCGACAGGGAUUACGGAUAAAGCGCAAAAAAGGGCUUUAUUUCUACACUCCGCGGGAAGUGAGGUUCAAGAAAUAUUUGAUACCCUUGGCGAGUCAGGAGAUGACCUGGACGGUGCAAGAAAGAAAUUAGAUGAGUACUUCCAACCAAAACGUAACAUAGCAUUUGAGCGCCAUUUGUUCAGAAACGCGGCACAAGGUGAAACAGAAAAAAUUGACAGUUUUGUGACUAGGCUGCGCAAACUGGCCGUAACCUGUGAAUUUGAGAAGCCAGAUGACAACAUUCGCGAUCAAAUCGUUGAAAAGUGUAGAUCGUCAAAAUUAAGAAAAAGACUCCUAAAGGAAAAGGAAUUAACUUUAAAAAAUGCAAUGGACAUAGCCCGAGCUGGCGAAAUCGUUGACGAGCAAGCAGACAGAUUCAAGGGCAGUGAAACAUUUUCAAGCUCCGAUGUUAACACUGUUAGGCCGUCGGUAAGUCACAGGAAACAGUACAUGCCUGAGAAAAGUUCACAGAAAGAUGCCACGUGUUUUAGGUGCGGGCGGAAGGGCCACAUUGCAAGGAACUGUACAAUUACUAAGGACAAGACGUGUAAUAAGUGUGGGAAAAAGGGUCAUUUCGCAAAGGUGUGUAAGACUAAAUCGGAUACCCCGCGCACUAGACCAGGUAAGGACCGCAGUACGAAGCAUGUUCAUUUAGUGCAGAGUGAGUCCUCAGAUGACGAGUUCGCAUUUGCUGUCUACAAAAACGAUGCAAAUGGCAUGAUAGACGUUAGCGUGGGCGGAGCUAAGAUACAGAUGCUAAUUGACUCUGGCGCGAGCUGCAAUAUCGUUAACCACAAUGUAUGGAGCGCCAUUAGAGCUAACGAUGGAACAAUGUCCCUAUCGAGAAGCACAAAAAGAUUGUUUUCUUACGGAUCAAAGGAACCGUUACAAAUACUUGGAACAUUUCGGACUGUAACCAAGCAUGGACUGCGUGAAACAUAUGCAGAGUUUGCUGUCGUUGAGGGCGAUUAUAUUUCCUUACUAGGAAAAGACACAGCAGUAGAGCUAGGAGUUCUACGCAUAGGAACCGAUGAGCCCGACCUAUGCUCCGUUAGAAGUGAACUUGAUAGGAUUGGUGCCUCAAGAAAUUCUGUUUUCAAGGGAGUAGGGAAACUGGAAAACUUUCAGCUGAAAAUCCAUGUCGACAAGACAGUGACCCCUGUAGCACAACCGUUACGACGUUUACCAUUUAAUGUGAGGAAAAGCGUGCACAAAAAGCUCGAGGAGCUGGAGAAGAUGGACAUAAUUGAGAAAGUAAACAGCCCAACGGCCUGGGUGUCGCCACUUGUCGUUGUGCCUAAGAAAAACGGGGAAAUUCGAAUCUGUGUCGAUAUGAGACGGGUCAACACUGCUGUUAAACGCGAGCGGUACCCGAUCCCGACUGUGGAUGAAAUGCUUGAGGAUAUGAACGGCAGCACAGUGUUCUCAAAACUUGAUUUACGCUGGGGAUACCACCAAAUAGAGUUAGACGAGGAAUCGAGAGAGAUAACCACGUUUGUGACACACGAGGGCCUUUAUCGCUAUAAGCGCCUCAUGUUCGGAAUUUCCUCAGCAUCUGAGAUCUACCAGAGAGUAAUCGGACAAGUCAUUCAAGGUAUCAAAGGAGUACGGAAUUUGUCUGAUGACAUUAUAGUCUACGGGACGGAUCAGGCGGACCAUAACAAGAAACUUACGAAGGUGCUCGACAGACUAGCUGAGAAAGGGCUUACCCUUAACAGAGAAAAAUGCGAAUUCGGUCUGUCAAAAAUUGUAUUCCUCGGACAUGUGAUUUCAUCAGAGGGGGUUCGACCUGACCAGGAAAAGAUCAAAGCAGUAUCGGAGACCAGAACGCCAAGCAACAGUUCCGAAAUAAGGAGCUUCCUGGGGCUAGCAAACUACUGCGGCCGUUUUAUACCAAAUUUCUCAACGAUAGCUGCCCCGUUACGAGAGCUUACAAGGAAGAACACGCACUGGAGUUGGACGAAAAGACACCAGGAUGCGUUUGACAUGCUAAAAAGAGCGCUCGUAAGUGCCGAAGCACUAGCAUACUACAAUCCAAAAGCCGAGACAAGGAUAAUCGUGGAUGCAAGUCCCGUUGGACUUGGGGCCAUUCUAGCACAGAAACAACCAGACGGAUUGUUUAAACCAAUUGCAUAUUCCAGUCGGACUCUAACCGACGUUGAGCAAAGAUACUCGCAGACGGAGCGCGAGGCUCUAGGUGUCGUGUUUGGGUGUGAAAAGUUUCACAUGUACAUAUACGGGCUAGAAUUCGAAAUCUGGACGGAUCAUAAGCCGUUGACCUACAUUUUUUCUCCAAAGUCGAAACCACCAGCUAGAAUCGAGCGAUGGAUAUUGCGACUUCAACCGUAUAAAUAUACGAUUGUCUAUAUACCUGGACCAAAGAACGCUGCUGAUGCUCUAUCCAGAUUGAGUCAGAAUCAGACUUGCCGAAUACGCCACAUUGCAGACGAGUAUGCGCAUUUCAUUGCAGAUAAUGCUGUACCAAAAGCACUCACUAUUGAAGAAGUUCGUCAGAAAACGUCGGAGGACCGAGAACUCCUCGAGAUUAUGAAGAGGGUCAAAACAGGACAUGGCCGUUUGGAUCCUAAAAUUCGUACUGUGGAAGCGGAACUUUCAGUCGUCGACGGAAUAGUAUUACGUGGAACGCGCAUCAUGCUGUCUAAAUGCCUGAGGAAACAAACAAUACAGUUGGCUCACGAAGGACACCAGGGCAUUGUCCGCACGAAACAAAGAUUAAGAGAAAAGGUAUGGUGGCCAGGCAUAGAUACAGAAGCCGAGCGAUUUGUUAGAACAUGUCAUCAAUGCCAACUUUUGUCGAACAACAAUAGGCCCGAACCAGUUCGAACAACGGUAUUACCCGACGGGCCAUGGCAGGAUCUGGCUAUAGAUCUUAUGGGACCGUUUCCUUCUGGUGAAUAUCUACUAGUCGUUAUAGACUAUUUCUCCCGAUUUCAGGAAGUAGCCAUAAUGAAAAAGAUAACAAGUGAGAAGAUCAUUCUACAACUCGAAAGUAUGUUCGCGAGGCACGGUUUACCUUACAGCAUGCGAAGCGACAACGGACCACAGUUUGUGUCAGAGGAGUUUAAGGGAUACCUGAAUUCAAAUGGUAUCAAACACAUUCGGACUACACCAUACUGGCCACAAGGAAAUGGGGAGGUAGAAAGGCAAAACCGAACACUACUCAAAGCCAUUAAAGCUGCAAACGCAGAAGGCAAGGAUUGGAGACAAGAACUACCCAAGUUCUUACUUGCGUACCGUGUGACCCCACAUUCUACAACUGGAAAAAGCCCUGCAGAGCUAUUAUAUAAUCGGAAAAUUCAUACCAAGUUACCAGAGAUCAAUACAAGAAUCGAUCGCAAAGAAGUAAGAGAAACGGACGCAAGACGGAAAGAGGAUUUUAAAAUAAGAGCGGAUGAGAAGCGCCGCGCCGUACCGUGUGAAAUUGAGAUCGGCGACACUGUUGUACAACGUCAGCCAAAGCGCGACAAGUUAACAACCGAAUUCGCGCCUGAGAAGUUCAUCGUGAGGGAGAAAUGCAGAAAUGCAGCGACUCUCGAGGAUGAAAACGGAUCGUUGAUUAAGCGAAACUGCACAGCUAUAAAGAAAUUUAUAUCGAGCGACGAAGACGAAAUUGAAUUGCAUGACCCAGAAGUUAGCGCAGACGAAACAGGAGACGAAUUGGAUAAAGACCGUUCUGUCACACAUACCGGAAGACCAUCCCGGGAACUUUCAGCCACGCCGAUUUGUGUGUCCAGUGUUUUAUCAUAUGCUACAGUCAAUCAGUUCUUAGUGGGACAUGAUCUUCACUCUAACAAGGAAGUCUGGAAGCUCAGAAAUGAUCCCAAAUCAGGGUUGAUCACCUCCUUUGCUGUACACCACUCCCAGUGUUGGUUGGCUGUGGGGACCAGCAGUGGGACACAUGUCUGUUGGGACGUGAGAUUCCAGCUUCCCAUCAACUCCAUAGUCCAUCCUACAGGUGUCCGAGUAAGGAGGUUGAUCAUGCAUGCCCAGGAGCAGUCCUGGCUGAUCUCAGCCACCCAGGGAAAUAAUGAGGUGUCCAUAUGGGACGUAGAGAUGGGGGCCAGACAAAAAGCCUGUGGGCAAGUCCUACACCCACACUUAUAUAUAUACUGA
Messenger RNA from Saccostrea cuccullata (small rock oyster), 4287 nucleotides. RefSeq lists its product as uncharacterized. Gene Ontology annotation, molecular function: zinc ion binding; protein binding; aspartic-type endopeptidase activity. The record is from RefSeq and is a predicted model, not a curated record. The coding region runs from base 1 to 4287 and encodes 1428 amino acids. The transcript is spliced from 5 exons. Lineage: Eukaryota; Metazoa; Mollusca; Bivalvia; Ostreida; Ostreidae. Gene Ontology annotation, biological process: proteolysis; DNA integration.